AUGUCCAUUCCUUACCAACCGUCGUUGCAACCUAAUGGGUCUUACCCAACAAGUGCUGGUGGUAUGCCAAUGGCACAUCCACAGCAACAACAAUUUCAACAUUAUCAACAACCAUUUGUUCCGAUGCCGUACAUGCAACAACAGCAGCCAUUACCACCUCCACAACAGCAACAACAGCACUUUCCACCAAUGCAGCAGCAACAGCAGUAUCCAAUGCAUCACUAUCCACCACCGCACAUGCAAGGGCGCGUUUCAUAUCCUCACCCAAUGUUUCCGUCACAAAUGGUCAAUAGAGGCUUCUCGCACAAUAUACAAGGCGUUUUUUCGACAUACCCCGCACGAUUAAAGCAAUCUGAAGACAACGCGUUGUUAUUGCCCAGCAGCUACCUUACAAACAAAAAACCACGAUUUGCUCCUGAAUCCGACGAUGAUUUCGACGAUGGGGAGGAUUCAGACGAAGGAACACCAUCAUCGGGCAUGCGGACACGAUCGGCUGUUGCUGCUGCAGCCACUGCCGCUGCUGGACGGACGUCAACGCCAGGGAGUCAAGGUCCACCACAAGCAGAACUUCGUAAAGUGUUGCGUAAAAAGAACCAUAUCUAUCCUCCAGAGAAAGAACUUGAAAGGGCAUCUAAGAUGGAGGAAGUACUGGUGCCAAUUCGGUUAGAUAUUGAUUUGGACGAGGUGAAAUUGCGGGACGCGUUCUUAUGGAAUAUGAACGAGCAAUUUUUGUCACCGGAAAAGUUCGCAGAGUUGCUAUGUGAAGAUCUAGAGCUUCCAGUUGUCAAGUUUGUACCGCUUAUUGCUGAAUCAAUACGAACUCAAGUGAUGGAUUUUGAAGCAGUACAUGAAGUUGAGCUACCUUCAGAGAGCAUCCGAGUGGUGAUCAAUCUUGAUUUACAAAUUGGCAAAAUUAAUCUGCGAGAUCGUUUUGAAUGGGAUUUAAACAAUACGUCGGACAAUGCACCUGAAGUAUUUAGCAAACAACUGGCGGCUGAAGCUGGACUGGGCGGCGAAUAUGUUCCCAUCAUUGCUCAUGCUAUUCGGGAACAGCUUUACAGACACAAGAGGCGAUGGGUUGACGAGUCGCUACACGAAGAGCUUGCCGAACCUCUCUUAAACGGAUUCAGAAACAUAGAAGACGCAGCAAGUUGGGCACCACAGAUGGAAGUACUAUCGAAUGAAGAAUUGGAGAAGUUGCUGAUUGCUCAGGAGCGUAACAUGAGACGUCUGCGUCGAGAAACAAGAUUUAAGCGAUCAAGACGACGUCUAUCAGCGACACCAUCUCGACGCCCUCAUGGAACACCUUAA
This is a messenger RNA of Zychaea mexicana, 1311 nucleotides long. RefSeq lists its product as uncharacterized. The transcript has 5 exons. The coding region runs from base 1 to 1311 and encodes 436 amino acids. Gene Ontology annotation, biological process: chromatin remodeling; regulation of transcription by RNA polymerase II. Gene Ontology annotation, molecular function: transcription coregulator activity. Lineage: Eukaryota; Fungi; Mucoromycota; Mucoromycetes; Mucorales; Lichtheimiaceae. The record is from RefSeq and is a predicted model, not a curated record. Gene Ontology annotation, cellular component: nucleus; nuclear chromosome.